CCGCUACAGACAUGCGGAUAGGCUGAAGAAGCAGAAAUCUCCUUUAUCCUUGGAGUCAAUACAGCAGCGCAAUGGCCGCAGUAGAUGUAAAUUGUUGAAGGCGAUUUGAUUUAUUUUAGUGCCCCGCGUUGCGCAUUGUUUUGUCUAUCGCUUGGCUGGGACCUGCUGCAAGUAGUGGUCCCUACGCUGAAACGACGCGCCAGUUCCCCCAACUGUGUCUGGAGAGGUUAAGCUGUCAGGCUGAAUGGCUGAGCCGGAGCUUCUGCUGGAUUCCAAUAUUCGACUCUGGGUCGUGUUGCCCAUUGUCUUCAUCACGUUUUUGGUUGGAGUGAUGCGACAUUAUGUCUCUAUUCUUCUCCAGAGUGACAAGAAGUUGACGUUAGAACAGGUUUCUGACAGUCAAGUUCUUAUUCGGAGCAGAAUUCUUAGAGAAAAUGGAAAAUACAUUCCAAAACAGUCUUUUCUGAUGAGGAAGUUUUACUUCAAUAAUCAAGAAGAUGGAUUUUUCAAGAAGACUAAAAGAAAAGUUGUUCCACCAUCUCCAAUGACAGAUCCCAGCAUGCUGACAGAUAUGAUGAAAGGCAACGUCACCAACGUGCUUCCCAUGAUCCUUAUCGGCGGCUGGAUCAAUUGGACUUUUUCAGGAUUUGUAACAACUAAGGUUCCCUUCCCUCUCACUCUACGCUUCAAGCCCAUGUUGCAGCAAGGAAUAGAGCUGCUCUCACUGGACGCUUCAUGGGUGAGCUCAGCAUCGUGGUAUUUCCUCAAUGUGUUUGGACUACGAAGCAUGUACUCACUGAUACUUGGCCAGGACAAUGGUGCCGAUCAGUCGAGGAUCAUGCAGGAGCAGAUGAGUGGUGCUGCCAUGGCUAUGCCUGCAGAUACAAAUAAAGCCUUUAAGGCUGAAUGGGAGGCACUGGAGCUGACUGACCAUCAGUGGGCGCUAGAGAGUGUAGAAGAGGAUCUGAUGAGCCGAGAGCUGGACUUUGAUGGCAUGUUUAGCAAGGAGCUGCCAAGUGGUAUCUUCUGAUGGCCUGGUCUCUCUUUCUUGGAGCCUUCAAUUUGAAUUUUGAUUAUUGCAGGAGUUUGUUUUGUGGUUAAAAGUAAGAGAUGGGACAAAUUCCUUCAUGUUAUGCAAAGUUUACAGGAUUUGUUUGUGGCCCUUGUCUUUUCAUAUGUAUUAUCUUUCCAUUCCUGUUCAUAAAAAAUGUGAAAUACCUUAAAAUACACUGGUUUUGCUGCUGUUUCAUAAAUAUGAGAAAGCACUGGUAUAAUUCAUAUUAGUUAAAGGUAGGAGGGGUGGACAUGGGUGCUUUUUGCUUUUGAUAGCAUUAUUAUUAGCUUACACAUGUAUGUCAUCAUUAUGCCGUUAAUAAUAGUAUGCAAACUGCUUAGUGCUUGUCUUGUUCUAUGGACAGCUAGACAAGCUGUCUCCAUUUCCAUAUGUUUUGUCGCUAGUAUACUGUAUAACUUCAAUUUAUAGUUCUGAAUAUUUUUAUUUAAGGCCAAUAAAACCACUAAUCACUAAUUUAAUCACUUGGUAGAUCAUAGAUCUGUUUUGAGGUAGCUUCCUAAAUUGGAAUUACACUCAGGUCAGAUUAAUUGUUGAUAGAAUAUAAAUUCCUGGUUGAAAUAUUGUUUUUCAAGUAUGUAGAUGCUUUAUUUUGUAAUGUAACUCCCCUUUGUUUUGUACAGCAUAAAGCCUGAUUUGACUA
Molecule: messenger RNA, 1715 nt
Organism: Betta splendens (Siamese fighting fish)
Lineage: Eukaryota; Metazoa; Chordata; Actinopteri; Anabantiformes; Osphronemidae
Gene: emc3
Product: ER membrane protein complex subunit 3
Exons: 9
Coding region: 245-1030 (261 amino acids)
Biological process (GO): protein folding in endoplasmic reticulum
Cellular component (GO): EMC complex; membrane
Source: RefSeq, a predicted model, not a curated record